This is a messenger RNA of Aspergillus costaricaensis CBS 115574, 480 nucleotides long. RefSeq lists its product as uncharacterized. Lineage: Eukaryota; Fungi; Ascomycota; Eurotiomycetes; Eurotiales; Aspergillaceae. The transcript is spliced from 2 exons. The record is from RefSeq and is a predicted model, not a curated record. Bases 1 to 480 code for a protein of 159 amino acids.
AUGCACAUGAGCAAGGCUGGAAUGGCUCUCUGUGUCUCCCAAGGCAGCUUUAUUCUCGCCUCACAAUGUUAUGAGGAUGAUCCGCAGCAAGUUGCGAGAAAUGACCAGCAUCGAGAUAGUGAUAGUACCGGACAGUCCUACCAAAGAACCGUCCUUUUCUCCCUCUGUCUACUCACAAUUAGUCACGCAUUUGUCGCACUUCAACUUCGCGUUAGGAGCUUUUAUCUACCGCCUCGCAUGGUACUAGCUGCGGGACUGUUGGGUUACGGAUUAAAUGCGCGCGAGGAAGAGCCCGUCCAGUGCGUCAUAGCCUUCUCUCUAGUGGACGUGGACGAGACGAUUACUUUUGGUCGUUUGCGUUUCCGUGCCUGUUCUGACCUGGAUACCUGUGCCCGCGUUCUGUGGACCAAUAACACACAUGCAAAAGCCCCUACCAUAGAUCUGCGCUUGACACCUCAGCUUAAGCAGCCUCAGAAUUAA